This is a messenger RNA of Thermochaetoides thermophila DSM 1495, 318 nucleotides long. RefSeq lists its product as uncharacterized. The coding region runs from base 1 to 318 and encodes 105 amino acids. NCBI's taxonomy places the organism in Eukaryota, Fungi, Ascomycota, Sordariomycetes, Sordariales, Chaetomiaceae. The record is from RefSeq and is a predicted model, not a curated record. The transcript has a single exon.
AUGAUCUUUCUUGGUCACAUCUCCCAGCGCAGCAGUGAGCUCAUGUUCCUGCGCAUGCCUGGUCCCGAUCAAGAAGCAGCGAGUCCUGCCAGUUCCAUCAACAUCCCGGCAGAAGAGUUAGAGCAACUUGCCCAGGAGUUCAGCCAACACAUCCCUCCACAGACAUUCACCCAUGCUCAGUUACAAGGCUACCUACUCAACUGCCGAGACUCGCCGCGAGAGGUACUGAAGAAUAUCGAAUCUUGGGUCAAGGAGGAAGUAACCCUGAUAGAAGCCGCCAAGGAGAAAGAGAAGAGGCGCUCUGAGCAGCGCAAUUAG